This is a messenger RNA of Musa acuminata AAA Group (dessert banana), 1200 nucleotides long. RefSeq names its product probable xyloglucan endotransglucosylase/hydrolase protein 33. The coding region runs from base 26 to 982 and encodes 318 amino acids. The transcript has 4 exons. NCBI's taxonomy places the organism in Eukaryota, Viridiplantae, Streptophyta, Magnoliopsida, Zingiberales, Musaceae. Gene Ontology annotation, molecular function: xyloglucan:xyloglucosyl transferase activity; hydrolase activity, hydrolyzing O-glycosyl compounds. Gene Ontology annotation, cellular component: cell wall; apoplast. The record is from RefSeq and is a predicted model, not a curated record. Gene Ontology annotation, biological process: cell wall biogenesis; xyloglucan metabolic process.
CAUUUGCACACACACUGUCGUGAAGAUGGUCACACUCACUCAGAGACUCCUCUUUGUGCUAAGCUUCAUCUCUUGCAUGGCGAGCUCCAUGUCGAUGCGCCACAACACUCCGAUCCCUCCGACCACCGCCCGUCUCACCGACCGCUUCCCCCGCCUCGUCUUCGACGGUGCAUUCUCAGAUUUAUUCGGUGGCCAAAACAUCAAAAAAACCAGCAACGGAUCACAAGUCAGUCUCAUGCUCGACAAAACUUCAGGAUCUGGAUUCAAGUCAAAUGAUGCGUAUUACUAUGGAUUCUUCAGUGCUGCCAUCAAACUGCCUAUGGAUUACUCUGCAGGAGUUGUAGUAGCAUUCUAUAUGUCCAAUUCAGAAGCCUACCCAAAAAACCAUGAUGAGAUCGACUUCGAGCUUUUAGGCCAUGAGAAGAGGAAGGAGUGGGCACUGCAGACCAAUGUAUAUGGCGAUGGAAGCACCGGGAUCGGCCGUGAGGAGAAGUUCUUCCUCUGGUUCGACGCCACUGCAGAUUUCCACGAGUACAGCCUCAUCUGGAAUCAGCAUCACAUAGUGUUUCUGGUGGACAAUCUCCCAGUUAGAGAGGUGAACCACAGUGUGGCCAUGGCCAGAGCUUAUCCCUCCAAGCCCAUGUCGAUCUACUCCACGAUCUGGGAUGGCUCACAGUGGGCUACUCAUGGAGGGAAGAAGCCUGUCAACUACAAGUUUGGGCCAUUUGUGGCAUCAUUCAAGAACUUUCUGGUUGCUGGCUGUGCGUGGAAUCAGACCAAAGCAGCUCCUUCUUGCACAAGGAGUGGCCAAAGUGGGCGCCUCGCUCUCGAUCCGAUCGAGGGGGAUGAAUUCGUGAAGCUGUCAGCAGAGCAGCAGAGGGGGAUGGAGUGGGUGAGGAGCAAGUUCAUGUUCUACUCCUACUGCAAUGAUCUCAGUAGGUUUCCAGUGUUACCACCUGAGUGCAAAGAAGGAAAACAGUAACAGGCAUUCAUCAGUAGCUCAAUUCAUGAAAUAAAGUUGCAGAGUUCAUCUCUCACCAUUGCAAGAACAUGAUCUAUGUUGUUAUGAUCUCUGCAUUUAACCUGAUAUAACAUUCAAGUAAACCAUGCAAGGACCCUUGGAAGGCAUUAACUGCUGCUAGCUGUUGAAUGGCUUGGUUCCAUUUUCCCCCUUCUGUGCACAAGAUCUUAGCAAGUGCU